Messenger RNA from Maudiozyma barnettii, 1704 nucleotides. RefSeq names its product acetyl-CoA:L-glutamate N-acetyltransferase (gene ARG2). Gene Ontology annotation, biological process: L-arginine biosynthetic process. Gene Ontology annotation, molecular function: arginine binding; L-glutamate N-acetyltransferase activity, acting on acetyl-CoA as donor. Gene Ontology annotation, cellular component: mitochondrial matrix. The coding region runs from base 1 to 1704 and encodes 567 amino acids. The transcript has a single exon. Lineage: Eukaryota; Fungi; Ascomycota; Saccharomycetes; Saccharomycetales; Saccharomycetaceae. The record is from RefSeq and is a predicted model, not a curated record.
AUGUGGAGAAACGUGCUGGCGAAGGAACUGAAGUUUGAGCAGCCAAAUAUGGCCUCGAAGAAACUGAUUCUCUCAGUUUUGAAUUCUACGGCUACAAAGAGAGAAGUCAGGGACUAUUUGAAGAAAUAUAAUAAUGAGCCGGUUAUAGUGAACCACUGCUUACUCUUUAUCCGUGGGUUGCACAGUAUCAAUGAAUUGACAGCAAGGAAACUCUCAGGUUCUAUCAAGAGAUUGAGAAUGCUAGGGUUACGACCCAUAUGUGUAAUACCUCCUACCCCAUUUAUGGAUAAAGAGGCGGAAAUGUUAGACUCUAUGGUUACGUCUGCAUCCUUAAAGCCUUUACAUUUAAGGGAAGCCCUUACGAAAACAUCGUCAGGCACUUAUAAAUCAAUCAUAUCCUCCAAUUCUAGAUUGUUCGAUGAUACUAUAGCGGGAAUGGUUCCUAUCAUUAAACCUUACGUUUAUAACGAAUGUGAUGCUUCCGAAUAUCUAUCAAAGGAUAUUGUUAAAUUCAUGUCCCAUUUUAGUAAGGAUUCAAGCCUACUAAUCGAUAAAUUCUUUAUAUUGAACACAAUUGGUGGUACACCUUCACUCGAGAGAAACGAUAAUGCUCAUGUUUUCAUCAAUCUAUCACAAGAAUUUGGGACUUUGAAGAAAAAUCUUACUGAUCAAUUAUAUAACUUACAACUAAGACAACCAGAUUCUAGUAAUUUAGUGGAUCGUAUGCGAUUACAUAUAUAUGAUGAUAUGAUUACACAUAAGGAGGAAGAACUAAAGGAACAUAUAGAAGAUAUGGAACUAAUGAAUAAUGUCUUGUCGAAUCUAUCAACAGGUUCGACGGGUCUGGUAACAACCAUUAAAUCUGCCAGUGUAUUUAAAGAUACCAAAAACCCUCUCCUUUAUAAUCUACUCACAGAUAGAUCUUUGAUAUCAUCAUCGUUACCACGAUUCAAAAAUAAUAAACAAAUUAAAGUACAAACAGCGAUCCUAGAUGAGCACGAAGAACAACAUGAACCAAACUUCAGUAAUUUCCCCAACAAACUUAAGGAUGCUGUUUUCGAUACAACUGUAUUCAAGAAAGGUGUCGAUAUAAAGAUAUUCAAUUCAAAAUCACUGAAUCAAAAUAAUAGUGUUGGAUUACCAAAUGAGUUUAUAGACAAGGAUACCAACUUAAGUACUUAUACUGGCCUGAAAUUAGAUCUGACUAAAAUGAAAAACAUUUUAGAUAAAAGUUUCAAUAGAUCGUUAGAUCUAUCGCAUUAUCUACGUAGAAUUAAUAAUAAUAUCGCAUCGGUGAUCAUUAUAGGAGAUUAUGAAGGUAUAGCAAUCUUAACUUACGAGGGUCCUACCGAAAAACCCUUUGUUUAUUUAGAUAAAUUUGCAGUAUUACCUCAGCUAAAGGGAUCCCUAGGUAUUUCUGAUAUAAUAUUCAACUUAAUGUUUAAACAAUUUCCGAAGGAGGUUUUAUGGAGAAGUAGAAAAGAUAAUGUUGUAAAUAAAUGGUACUUUCAAAGGAGCGUUUCUGUAGUAGAUCUAUCGAGUGAUCUUGGUGGAAAUGAUCAAGUGAAUAGCAAUUUCAAGAUGUUUUAUUACGGUGACGAUAAUUCAGAUUUGGAAAGUUUUGGGAAUAAAGAUAUAUUACAAAAAAGAUUAACAGAAUUUGCAAAAUAUAUUCGAGAUAUAAAACCAAGUUGGGAAAAAUAA